Messenger RNA from Serpula lacrymans var. lacrymans S7.9, 1430 nucleotides. RefSeq lists its product as uncharacterized. NCBI's taxonomy places the organism in Eukaryota, Fungi, Basidiomycota, Agaricomycetes, Boletales, Serpulaceae. Gene Ontology annotation, biological process: alcohol metabolic process. Gene Ontology annotation, molecular function: zinc ion binding; alcohol dehydrogenase (NADP+) activity. The coding region runs from base 95 to 1225 and encodes 376 amino acids. The record is from RefSeq and is a predicted model, not a curated record. The transcript is spliced from 4 exons.
ACUGCAGUUGUCCGAUUUGUUGAUAUAUCGCACUGUAAGCUUCGUCGUGUCAUUUCUCUGUAUGAAGUAUACAUGAUUCGUUCGGAUCGGAUGCAUGAUGUUGAAACCAAGAAUGGAGUUGGGUCAGCACAUUCGAGACUGCGACUCGGAGCUCUUCUUAAUCCAUACUACCGACACACCACAAACCCCGCCACAUUCCCCCCGAUCCACACUCGCAAUGCCAUCUGAGCUAUCAUUUGCAGUCUUCAAGGGCUCAGAGGCCGGCAAGGUUGUGCAGUCUAUUUCGACCAGAGAGCGCCUCCUUCCCGACGAAGUCCUGUUGAAAGUGACACAUUCAGGUGUAUGUGGAACAGACGUGCAUUUUAAAUCCAAGGAUAUUGUCCUCGGCCAUGAAGGCGUUGGCAUCAUCGAGCAGAUUGGGUCAGGUGUCAAGGCAUUUUCCGUAGGCGAUAGGGCAGGUUUCGGUUUCCUCCAAAAUGCUUGUGAAAACUGCGCUCAGUGUCGCGCUAGCGAUGAAAUUUACUGUCACUCACGACAGAUCUACGGCUUGGGCAUACUUGAUCAAGGCUCGUUCGCAACUUACUCCAUUCAAAAAGCCGCUUUCAUUUUCCCUAUCCCCUCCAAACUCGAUUCCGCAUAUGCCGCUCCGUUGAUGUGUGCAGGCGCGACCGUAUUCAAUGCUCUCUUUACUGGGAACGUGCGCCCUGCUGAUCGCGUAGGCGUCAUUGGUGUCGGCGGUCUUGGACAUCUCGCUAUCCAGUUCGCGGCGAAGAUGGGCUGCGAAGUCACCGUGUUUUCUAGUUCCGAUAGCAAGAAGCAGGAGGCACUGCAGCUCGGAGCCACCGAGUUUUACGCCACUAGGGGUAUGAAGACUCUCGAAGGUGCAAAAGAAAUCAAUCACCUUCUUGUGACGACGAGUGCGCAGCCCGAUUGGGACUUAUACAUCCCGAUAAUGGCCCCCAGAGGAACCAUCUUUCCGCUUUCUGUGUCUCAGGAGAAUCUCGUCGUGCCUUACAUGCCGCUCGUUGUUGGUGGACUUCGCAUCCAGGGUAGCCUGGUGUGUUCGAGGGGUGUGCACAGCAAGAUGUUAGAAUUUGCUGCGACGCAGGGGAUCAAGCCGUUUGUUGAAACCUUUGAUAUGAGCGUAGAAGGUAUAGAACAAGCAUUCGAGCGGAUGGAGCAGGGAAAACUACGUUAUCGGGCCGUACUUGUCGCAAAGCAGUGAGCGAUAUGAUCUCAGGUACUUUGAAAGAGUACUGGGGUCAGUUUGAAGCGGUGCCUGUGUAAAGUACAAGAACCUGGUGCCUUUAAAUUGUCAAUAGUGUUAUGUGUACAAUUAUUGUCGUCGUCUUCGUGUUUCGAUAUUUGAGCCUUGAAAAGACUGUAACUUGUUCUAUGACUUACGAAAUCAAAUUUGACUCUUCAUUAUC